GUACGCCACCUGCGUCCGCGCCUUUUCCAUUUCCACCCCGAUCUCAUCAUUCUCUUCUCCCCGUUCCUUCGCUAGUCGUCAGGCUCCGCCGCUCUCCUUCUUCCUCCGCCGCGCGCCGACAAGAUGGGGAAGCGCUGGAUCCCGCUGGAGGCCAACCCGGACGUCAUGAACCAGUUCAUAUGGGGGCUGGGAGUCCCCGAGGGGGAUGUGCAGUUCUGCGACGUCUACGGCCUGGACGAUGAGCUGCUCGCCAUGGUGCCCCAGCCCGUUCUCGCCGUCCUCUUCCUCUACCCCCUCACCUCUCUGGACGAGGAGGAGAAAGAGGAAUCAAGUGCUUCUGCCACAUCGACCACAAGGGGCAAGGAAUUGAGCAAGAAGGUAUACUUUACGAAGCAGACUGUUGGUAAUGCUUGUGGAACAGUUGGUGUUAUUCAUGCAAUAGGAAAUGCAAAAUCUCAGAUCAAGCUAGUUGAGGGGUCCUAUUUUGAGAAGUUCUAUAAGCAAACAGCUGAUAUGGAUCCAAUCCAGCGUGCUACCUUUCUUGAGGAAGAUGAUGAGAUGGAGGAUGCACAUUCUGUUGCUGCAUCUGCUGGUGACACUGAUGCUAAUGUUGAUGUUAAUGAACAUUUUGUAUGUUUCUCCUGUGUUGAUGGUGAACUUUAUGAGCUUGAUGGACGAAAAUCACAACCCACAUCCCAUGGCCCUUCAUCACCUGAAACCUUGUUGCAGGAUGCUGCAAAAGUCAUCAAAGCUAGAAUUGCAGAGAACCCUAACUCGAUGAACUUCAACGUCAUGGCCCUUUCAAAGAAGUGAAGUAUACUGUGAAUCUGUGAUGGAUGUGUUUUCUUUGGCAGAAUACGGGCCCCUUUUCCUUUCACUUCCGCUGGGCACUGCACCGAGUGGAAGGUUUCAUAGGGGAAACAUAGGGGGAAAAAACUUCAUAUGACCUGAGAUGUUUAGUUGAUGGCUCCAUGUAUUCUUGUGCCUUCUUGUUGGAAAGAGAAAUGGUGGUUCACGAUUUCACUUCUUCCGGUGUUUUCGUUGUUGAAUGGAGACCUGCAUAGGAUUGUCUUUGUCGUAUCUGAACCAUUGUUGCUUCCUCCGCAAAUUGAUUCCAUAAAGCUAGCAUUUCUA
This is a messenger RNA of Sorghum bicolor (sorghum), 1134 nucleotides long. Its product is annotated as ubiquitin carboxyl-terminal hydrolase 3. Gene Ontology annotation, cellular component: cytoplasm. Lineage: Eukaryota; Viridiplantae; Streptophyta; Magnoliopsida; Poales; Poaceae. The transcript is spliced from 9 exons. The record is from RefSeq and is a predicted model, not a curated record. Gene Ontology annotation, molecular function: cysteine-type deubiquitinase activity. Gene Ontology annotation, biological process: protein deubiquitination; ubiquitin-dependent protein catabolic process. Bases 124 to 813 code for a protein of 229 amino acids.